Gloeophyllum trabeum ATCC 11539 is the source of this 1263-nucleotide messenger RNA. RefSeq lists its product as uncharacterized. The transcript is spliced from 3 exons. The coding region runs from base 151 to 1023 and encodes 290 amino acids. Lineage: Eukaryota; Fungi; Basidiomycota; Agaricomycetes; Gloeophyllales; Gloeophyllaceae. The record is from RefSeq and is a predicted model, not a curated record.
UCUGAGCCUCUCCCCAUCCGCGCAGGACGCGUUUUCGUCUGCUAUCUAUUAGAGUUCCUGGUCUGCACGAUACCAUAGACGACCCUGCCAGUGACACACUGCCGACUAAUCUAUCUGCCUUUCUGCUAUACUGUCUACUCGUAAUCCAUAAUGCCAGCCUCAGCGCGAUACGAAAGGAAGUUCUCCGUCGCGGAAGGGUACGAGGAAUACAGGCAGUGGCGCCUGCAGCACAUCCUCUGGAUCAACCGCUACACCAACGCCUGGCAUAAAUACGUCUGCCGCAAGAACAGCAGCCAGCUGGUACGCAAGGGUACGGCAUGGGAGCUUGCGAAACGGAAGGGCCUGUCAAUAGAUACCCGCAAGGCCGUCAAUCUGAACUGGGGUGCAUGUGUAGCGCAACCUAAGCCGGUGGUAGAGGUGGAGUACAUAUACACCUCGCCCGUGAAAGAAGGACAUUAUACUCCCCGCCAGCCAGAAGCAUGGCCUCAGAACGACCCCGCUCAUGAGCAGCGAGGGACCUGGUACCGGGGCCAAUGGUACCCCAACUAUGCAUCCCAACCCUACGUGCGCAAGUUCUCCCAGACCACGUACGAGGAGACGUACCGACCGUACCCUGACGCCCUCGACGAAGCGCAGGCCACGCAUUACCACCGGGACCUGGCCGCAAUGCGCCACCGGACCGAGCGCAGAGAUGCGGCGGACCGCGCCUAUGUCAGGGAGUUCAACCUCAUGGUUGAGCGGCCCCGCUCGCGCACACCGUCCAGGGUGAUGUCUCCGCACCCCCUUGAUACGCCCCAGGCGCCACGGAUCGCGCACCGACAGCUACCCAACAUCCGUGAGCCGGAGGAGGUUGAUGAGAGCGAGGAGCCGUCGCGGAAGCGUAAGCGCGAGUACGCGCCGUCGCCGUCGGAUCAUGAGGUGUACCACCCACGCCCGUUACGACCUUACCAGGACCCUUAUUUGCGUUCGCCGCCGCCGUCGCGCCGAGAGUCGCCUGUGAAGACCAGGAUGCGCCGUGCAUAACGAUUUGGCAUCUGGAUGCCCUCCACGAAUUCAUGAAUACGUUCUUUGUCUUGUGAUGGCCAUUCGUUCGACGAACCCCCACGAUUUCACCGUGCUGUCUAUACUGUACAUGGUUGUAUUAUUCCUUCCUUCUUGGUCGACCCUCCUUGUAGCCUGAGCAUUGCAACGGACUCGUAUCUAUACCUCUGUCUCCAUAAUCUCUGUAUCUACUACUUUUCUUUGUGUACACGACCAAGUGUG